Messenger RNA from Phytomonas sp. EM1, 1686 nucleotides. NCBI's taxonomy places the organism in Eukaryota, Euglenozoa, Kinetoplastea, Trypanosomatida, Trypanosomatidae. The record is from the annotation of a GenBank genome assembly.
AUGCCCCUUAUUUUUGUUCAUCAUCACAAAAAUGAAGUUACUGCUUUUAACACAGAGUGUACAAUAGGUUCACUUAAUACUGCCUUGGUGGAUUUGGCCAAUAACGGUGACAACACCAAUCUGGGCAAAAUCAACUUAAGCUCGCACUUUUCGGCUCUCGCCCCACGCGCAAAGGCUAGCGACCGGUGUAGCCAGGUUCUGCCUGUGGAGGAUUCUGCUAAGGAAAAGGUAGGCUCCCUCACAGCUAGUCCUCAUUUGUAUAAGAAAGUCGAACUUGUGCCCCUCUCUUUUGUGCUGGAAAUAGCUUCGAAUCCGAAGCUUAUUGCCGCUUUAUACAAAAGGAGUAGCAGCAAUUCUGCAGGGAUGAUGCAUGGGGGAGGGCCUCCACUGACAGGAGCGUCGGCAAGCCCUACUGAUGGAAAUGCUUCAAGUGCCCCAGUAAGUAGUUCCCUCACAUCGUUACUAGCAUCCUAUGUUACCAACAUCCCCUUUGUUGGGUUACGCACAGCUCCUGAACAAAGCGCCUAUUUUUCCCUCCCGGGGCCCAGUGCCUCAGCUUCCAACAACACAAAUGUAAAUGAUACCAGCUCAUCAACAUAUACUGCGUUAGUUCUUCUCGGUUGCCGUAUGGAUUCAUCGAAAGAAUCGGGAUAUUUGAACCAUUUAAGUGGUUCUACCCUCCUGCCACCCUUAGAUGACAGGAGAAGCACCGUACAGCCAGACUUUGAAGAGCGUAAGCCGGGCAUCAAACCCAGCAUUUAUGACAACCACGGUUCAUCUCGAUCGGGGCAGCAACCCAAUCAACAGCUACAGCUUUUAUUAGCUUCUGGACAUGUGCCUGAUGCAAACUCCUUCAGCACUCCCCUAGAGCUGGCAGUGGGAGCUUCCAGGUACGAUAAUGCAUUGGAGAUGAAUAGUGGGAUUUCAGAAAAAAUGUUGGAUUAUAUGUCGUUCACUGGCAUGCUGAAUUUUGUAAAGAAUACACAUUUAACGCCACAUAGGGGGCCAAAGGGUGCACGCGAUGAUUCUUCGGUUCUCAUUACACAUCCUAUCCCAUCGGCAUCAAGUGAGAAGGAUGACAAUACCAUGGAAACAGACGCGACUGAGGGGUUGAAAAGCCAAGGAACAAGUGCUAAUGAGGAUAAUACUACUUCACAUUCAAGGUCAUUGUCGUGUGAGGAAGCAGCAACAUCAGCGAAAAAGCUUCGGAAUGCCAGUGUCAGUCAAAGCAAUGCAAAGGAGGUGCAUAAGAAAAAAACUGACUUGGCAGUUUCUGCGGCAGCAGCAAGUAUUGGGGUCAGUAUUAAUGGUACUCCUCCGAUCCCUCUUUCAUGGGCCGCUCAGGAUCUUUUGUUGAGCCCUCAAAGACCUGCCUCUUCCAUGUCGCCGGCCUUGCAGACCAAUAGCGUCAAAUCCACCCAGCCUGCAUAUGCAGCGGGCGGAAAUAGUUCUGAAAGGCCCUCGGCUCUGGCGUUGUGGCUAAAAGGUGUUGAAAGCUUGGAUGUUCUGUGGACUGGCCCCAAUGGCGAGCAUGAAGUACUUUCGCGAUUACUGCAGGAUUUCGUACGAAUAGAAAAGCAAAAGAUAGCCGCCGAUGAGGCAGCUCGAGCGGCGGCUCUACCAACACGAGGGGCAAGUGUACUUGCAUCCAGUGGGGCCGCCGACCCCCCCAAAUCGAGGAAGUAG